Panicum virgatum (switchgrass) is the source of this 963-nucleotide messenger RNA. Its product is annotated as superoxide dismutase [Cu-Zn] 2-like. The record is from RefSeq and is a predicted model, not a curated record. Lineage: Eukaryota; Viridiplantae; Streptophyta; Magnoliopsida; Poales; Poaceae. Gene Ontology annotation, molecular function: copper ion binding; superoxide dismutase activity. The transcript has 8 exons. Gene Ontology annotation, biological process: removal of superoxide radicals. Bases 157 to 693 code for a protein of 178 amino acids.
AAGGUGCUUCCAGUUGCACCUGGACAACUGCCCUCCGAUCCAUCCAUUUAAGCCCUCGGUUCUCGAGUCUUCCACAGACUCGCUCUCGCUGCUCGCCUUCUCUUCCGACUUCUCCACUCGCGUCGCACGCAGGGGUCGCCUGAGAUCACAUAGACAAUGGUGAAGGCUGUCGCUGUCCUCGCUGGCAGUGAUGUCAAGGGCACCAUCUUCUUUUCCCAAGAGGGAGAUGGUCCAACCACCGUGACCGGAAGUAUCUCUGGGCUCAAGCCGGGGCUCCAUGGGUUCCAUGUGCAUGCGCUUGGUGACACCACCAAUGGCUGCAUGUCCACUGGUACCUACAUCUCUUUCCCCUGUUAUGUAUCAGGGCAAGUGGAUAUGCUGUGCUUACGGGGUAAAUUAUUUUGUGCUGCAGGGCCACACUUCAAUCCUGCUGGUAAGGAGCAUGGUGCACCAGAAGAUGAGAAUCGCCAUGCCGGUGAUCUUGGGAAUGUGACAACUGGUGAAGAUGGUGUUGCUAAUGUCGAUAUUACUGACUGCCAGAUUCCCCUCACUGGGCCACACUCAAUCAUUGGCCGAGCUGUAGUUGUCCAUGCCGAUCCUGAUGACCUUGGCAAGGGUGGACAUGAGCUUAGCAAGAGCACGGGAAAUGCUGGUGGCCGUGUUGCCUGUGGUAUCAUUGGGCUCCAGGGCUAAAUGCUGUCUUCGUUGGCAAACAUUCACAUCUGAGCACCUCCGGUCUUGCUGCUUCAUUUCCCUUAUAUUGGAUACUUAAUUGGCUACACUUAAUAAUCGCCUGAUCAAUGGUCAGAGCACUAUUCCCAUCAUUCCAGUGUAUGAACAUUGCACAACUAUCAUUUGGCUUUAGUGCGAAGUGGCUGUUUUGGAAAAUGUUUUGUGGAUUUUUUUAUGGGUUGUCUGAUGUACUAUUAUUGAAGUAUAAGUAAAUUGCCCACCUCUCCGCUA